Parnassius apollo (apollo) is the source of this 2901-nucleotide messenger RNA. The record is from the annotation of a GenBank genome assembly. NCBI's taxonomy places the organism in Eukaryota, Metazoa, Arthropoda, Insecta, Lepidoptera, Papilionidae.
AUGAGUGAGUCCACAUCCACAACAAUAAACAAUGUUUUUGACAGAAAGCGACGUAGGCGCUGGGGAAUGGAUAAUAGUAAGGGAAUUCUAUCCCAUAGACAUCACCCUCACAAAACUGACCACUCUCUAGAAAGAGACAAAGUGAAUACGCGGCCAAUACAUGUGUAUUUUCUGCAAGGCGCAGGUUACUGUCAAGCACAGUGUGCGAGCGCGCACAGUCGUGCACGUGCGAGGGCCAGGGCGCUGGCGAGGGGGGAGGGUGCGGGGGAGGCGAGCGCGCACGCGUGGGUGCGCGAGUGGUUCCGUGCGAGCGCGGCGCUGUGCUGCGCGCCCGCGCUGCAGCUGCACGCGCUGCCGCCGGCGCGCCGCCGCCGCCUGGCCGCCGGCUACGGCGACCUGCGCCGCGCCGCCGCCGCUGCCAUGGCGCAGCUGUGGUACGCGCUCGGCGAACAUAAGUAUCCGAUGAUCCCGUUUGUGGUGGGUGAGUUCCUGGAGGUGAGCUUUCUGCCCGACGACGAAGUACGUGACAUCACAAUACCGCUCUUCUAUGACAUGAUGGUGGUCGAAUAUCAACACAACCUUGCCAACGGGGAAAGCUGCGACGCGCCGCUGCGCGUGCUGGAGAACGAGCUGAUCGACAAGCUGGACGUGCUGGCGGCGCGCGGGCUGGGCGACGCGGCGUGGCGCGCGCGCUUCGUGUCGUCGUGCGGGCGCCUGCUGGCGGCGGGCGGUGCGGGGGGCGCCGGGCCCGCGCUGGUAGCGGCGGCGGCGCGCCAGCUGGACGCGCUGCUGCAGUACCGCGCGGCCGCGCAGCGCGUGCACCUCGCCGUGCGUGUGCUGCGGUUCUACGAGCACAUCGAGCGCCCGCAUAUGUACAUACGAUACGUUCACAAACUGGCCCAGAUGCACCGUGACGCCCAACAUUGGACAGAAGCAGGCCUGGCUCUACGGCUACAUGCAAAACUGCUGGAAUGGAGUGAUUGUCCCCUCCCGCCUAGAUUACGUCAUCCCACGGAGGACUGCGCUGAACACGUGACUCAUAGGGAUUUAAAGGAGGCGCUAUACGUGGAGAUCGCGCGGCUGCUGAACCGCGGGCGGCAGUGGGAGCUGGCGGUGGAGGUGGUGAAGGAGCUGGUGUGCGUGUACGAGCAGGAGGCGCUGGGCUACGCGGCGCUGCGCGAGCUGCACGCGCAGCUGGCGGCGCUGUACGAGGCCGCGUGUGCCGCGCGCUCGCACCCCGCGCACUUCCGCGUGCUGUACCACGGCGCCGGCUUCCCGGACCACCUGCGGGUGCCGCACGGUUUCGUGUACCGCGGCAACGAGUACGAGCAGCUGCAGGAGUUCAAGGAGCGGCUGCUGGAUGAGUGGCCCGACGCUGAAGUGCUGCCGCGACUUGACCCACCUGGGGAAGACAUCACGCUCUCGGACGGACAGUAUCUCCAAAUCAACGCCGUGGAGCCGGUGAUGGACGACAAGUUGAAGCGGCUGUCGGGUAAGCCCGUGGCUGAACAAAUACUGCAGUACCACAGGCACAACAACGUCGACAAGUUCGUGUUCUCCAGGCCGUUCCACAAACCGGAUGAGUCUUUAGCGGGAUCCAACGAUGACGUAUCGAGUCAGAACGAAUUUGCCACAAGAUGGCUGGAGCGUACUGAACUUGAAAUUAGCGAAAAGUUACCCGGCAUCCUGCGCUGGUUCCCGGUGGUGGCGGCGCGCACGUACUGGGUGUCGCCGCUGGCGGCCGCCGUGGAGGCGCUGCGUGACACCAACCGCGCGCUCAAGGCGCUCGUGCUGCAGGCGCGGGCGAGUGAUGCGCCGCUGCACCAGCUCACCAUGCGGCUCAGUGGUAUCCUGGACCCCGCAGUGCAGGGCGGUAUAGUGAACUACGAGCGCGCGUUCCUCACAACAGCGUACGAGUCAAGGCAUCCAGAACACGCGGAGCUACUGGCGCAGCUGCGAGACCUCAUCGCGGACCAGGUCCCUCUACUUAAACUUGGCUUAGAAGUCCACAAGUCGCGGAUCUCGCCAGAUCUGCAGGCGCUUCACGAGCACAUGGAGUCGUGCUUCCACCGCGUGCAAAACCACGUGCACCAGAGAUACGGACGCAAGAACUGCGACUUUGAUAUGGAGUUUGUUGAGAGGCGGAGAACUCUUAGGGACAGUAUACAAACUGAGCCGGGUAACCUGAGCAACAGCCGGAUAUCCGACAUUUCCACCGGGAACGAUACUGCGUCGAAAUCCAAAUUCUUCAGCUUCAACAGUGCCAUCAAUCCUUUAACCAGGAAUAGCAGUGGCGGUGUAGUCAGUUACUUCGGCACGCUGCAGAGCUCACCGAGGAGACGCGACAAGAGACGAGCGAAAAAGCAGGAGGCUGCAAGCGAAGCAUCAGCGCAGGAGCGUAGUGGGAGCCAGUGGUACGCGCCCAGCGGGCCCCCCCUCCCCAGCAGUGCUCCCGCCGCCAGCCUGCCCACCAGCGCACCGCUGGACUCCGCGGUCUCGCCGCUACGCGAGCUCAGACAAGAGUUGGUGACGGAGAGACCACUUCGUGCUGAAGCGGAACGGGAACGUCGUCUGUCACAACGUGCCAGCUUGCUCAACUCUUCGACACCACCUUCCAACAGGGACUCGCUCGGCACCACCGACUCCAACCAAGACGAUGAGGAACCGCCUCCGCUGCCGCAGAAACAGUCGCAGCGGUACUCCGAGGUGGAGAGCGACAACAACAACAACCCGGACACGAACUCCAACUCGAACCCCACGCCACCGCGGAACAACUACGAUACCGUGUGGUCGCCGCGGGGCUCUUUCCUGUACAACUCCAUCGCGAACAGGAGGAACACCUGCGGGGAGAAACCCCCCACGCCACCGCCAAAGAAGAAAAACGCGCAAACAAACGCUUGA